Messenger RNA from Tyto alba (common barn owl), 4455 nucleotides. RefSeq names its product autocrine motility factor receptor (gene AMFR). Gene Ontology annotation, biological process: endoplasmic reticulum unfolded protein response; protein K48-linked ubiquitination; ubiquitin-dependent protein catabolic process. Gene Ontology annotation, cellular component: endoplasmic reticulum; ubiquitin ligase complex; cytosol. The transcript has 15 exons. Gene Ontology annotation, molecular function: ubiquitin protein ligase activity; ubiquitin binding. Bases 84 to 2954 code for a protein of 956 amino acids. The record is from RefSeq and is a predicted model, not a curated record. NCBI's taxonomy places the organism in Eukaryota, Metazoa, Chordata, Aves, Strigiformes, Tytonidae.
GCUAGGCCGCAGGAGCGCGGCGAGGGGGGAGCGCGGCGGGCCGGGGCCGGGGCCGGGGCCGGGGCGGCGGCGAGGGCUCCGCCAUGCCGCUGCUGUUCCUGGAGCGCUUCCCUUGGCCCAGCCUCCGCACCUACACGGCGCUCAGCGCCCUGGCCCUGCUGGGCACCGGCCUCAGCGCCUACCGGGCCCUCAGCCAGGGCCCCGGCGGCGGGGCGGCGGGCACCGAGCCGGCCGGGCCGCGGGCCCUGGACGUCGCGUACUACCUGCUCUCCGACAGCCUCUGCGUCUGGGUAUUAGUGAACACUGCCUGCUGUUUUCUGAUGCUGGUUGCUAAGCUAAUUCAGUGUAUGGUGUUUGGUCCUCUUCGUGUCAGUGAGAGGCAGCAUCUCAAGGAUAAGUUCUGGAAUUUCAUCUUCUAUAAGUUCAUCUUCAUUUUUGGUGUGCUGAAUGUUCAGACAGUGGAAGAAGUGGUGAUGUGGUGCCUCUGGUUCUCUGGACUUGUGUUUCUUCAUCUUAUGGUUCAGCUCUGCAAGGAUCGCUUUGAAUAUCUUUCCUUUUCUCCUACCACACCCAUGAGCAGCCACAUCAGAGUGCUCACCCUGCUCGUAGCCAUGCUCCUCUCCUGCUGUGGAUUAGCAGUUGUCUGCGGUAUUAUCGGCUACACCCAUGGCAUGCACACCUUGGCUUUCAUGGCAGCGGAGUCUCUGCUUGUGACAGUCAGAACUGCUCAUGUGAUUUUACGAUAUGUAAUUCAUCUCUGGGAUCUCAACCAUGAAGGAACGUGGGAGGGCAAAGGCACUUACGUCUACUACACAGAUUUUGUCAUGGAGUUAACCUUGCUUUCACUGGACUUGAUGCAUCAUAUACAUAUGCUGCUGUUUGGCAAUAUUUGGUUGUCAAUGGCGAGCCUGGUGAUUUUUAUGCAGCUGCGCUACCUGUUUCACGAGGUUCAACGAAGAAUUCGGCGGCACAAGAACUACCUGCGUGUGGUUGGAAACAUGGAAGCUCGGUUUGCAGUUGCAACACCAGAGGAGCUAGCAGCCAAUAAUGAUGACUGUGCCAUUUGCUGGGACUCCAUGCAAUCCGCACGUAAACUCCCCUGCGGCCAUCUCUUCCACAACUCAUGUCUGCGGUCCUGGCUGGAACAAGAUACAUCUUGCCCCACCUGCAGAAUGUCUCUUAAUAUCACUGACAGCCAUCAUGUGAGGGAGGAUCACCAAAGGGAAAAUCUGGAUGAGAACCUGGUCCCCGUGGCCGUAGCAGAAGGCAGACCACGCUUGAACCAGCACAAUCACUUCUUCCAUUUUGACGGCUCUCGAAUUGCCAGCUGGCUGCCUAGUUUUUCAGUAGAAGUGAUGCAUACUACCAACAUCCUCGGUAUCGCACAAGCCAGCAACUCCCAGCUUAAUGCUAUGGCCCAUCAGAUUCAGGAGAUGUUCCCUCAGGUUCCUUAUCACUUAGUUCUACAGGAUCUGCAGCUAACUCGUUCAGUAGAGAUCACUACUGACAACAUCCUAGAAGGGCGCAUCCAGGUACCUUUUCCCACACAGGCUGCUCCAACCCCCAUGACUGACACUGCAGCUGAACCGGAGAACCAACCUGUGCUAGCAUCAGUCACCCCUAUACACGACAAGAAAUGUUGGAAGCAAAAGUCAGCUCGUCUAGUAGAGGAAGAAACUCUUUCCUUAGAAGUGGAUGAGGCAGACAACUCCUCACAAGAAGAGGAGGAGGAAGAGGCAGAACUUAUAAACGAGGCGGUAACCCCCCGGUCCCUAUCCUGGAGUCAGCUGCGAGACAUGCGAAAAAACUUCAGCCGUCGUCCAGGCGAGCACGUUGUCACCUGGCUGCUCCGAUGCUGGGAUAAUGGGGCCAGCUGCGUGGAGUUAGAGGGUAGGGAAGCCAAGCAGCUGGGAUCCCUUUCUAGAGAAGGGGACAUUGACAAAGUGAUUGCAAAAGGGGCAGGAGUCUUCAGCCUCUGGAAGCGACUCCUGUCAGGCGUGAAGGAAAGGUACCCCUUCAAGGACGAUGUUAUAUGUCACCCAGGCAAGUGGACCACCAUGGAGAAAGGUAUCCAGUACCUGAGGGAAUUAGCCGUGCUGGAGGUUAUUUAUGAUGCCCUGGACAACAAGCAGUCAUCCAAAGAUCCAGAUGAAGUCAGGUGCACACGACUGAUGUGGUGGAAGUUUGUACGGAGUGCACCUUUGUCAUAUGCCAGCUCAUUGGCAGCAAUGACCAGGAGGGGUGGAGAGGGACAGACGGUGGAUGAAUUGACUGUCCAACUCCGGCAGUACGAAGAAAGGCUCACUUCCUCCCUUGUCACAGCUGUGGAGAAACUGUCCCGGGAGUUCCAGCAAUUCAAGGAGGGUAUGUCCUUCUCCCCACCUGUACAGACCAGUAUCUCAGCUAUGAAGAGUAAGCGUUCCUCUGCUCCAGAGAGAGGAUAUAGUGGGUACACACCACGGGCCACCCUGUGGUUUUACUUGCGUGACCAUGGAGAGGACAUGAGGAAGUGGGAUGGAAAAUCUACCUUGACUCUAGAGGCACGGCGUGCAGAUAGCAUUAGACCUGCAUUGAACAGUUCUGUGGAACGGCACAGUACUGAUCAGGAGGAUACUGAAACUGUCACCCAGACUGAGAGGGUGCCACUCGAACUCAACUCAGGACUGGAUGAAAUGGUGGAAUUCAGCGAAAUGGAAGCAGAGCCUAGCCAAGCAGAAGAUUUUGAGGCCAGGGGAAGUCGAUUUUCAAAGUCAGCUGAUGAAAGGCAGCGGAUGCUGGUUCAGCGGAAGGAGGACUUGUUGCAGCAAGCUCGAAAGCGCUAUUUAAACAAAACCUCCGACGAGGAGCUGAGCGCGGAGAAGCCCGAGGGAGCCUCCGCCGACCCCGUCACCCUGCGCCGCAGGACGCUCGCUGCCGCCGCCGAACGGAGACUUCAGAUGCAGCAGAACUCUUAGCGCUCGUCGCCCCUCCUUCCUCCUCCUCGUGAGCAAUGUUGAAUAAAUCAGUUAAAUACAAAAAAAAACAAAAAACAAAAAAACAAAACAAAAAAAAAAACAACCCCUGCGCAUUCUGUACCAGCAGGAAAGUGUCUCUUCAGAGUUCGGCCAGCUGUGCCGCCGAGUGAGCUGGCUGCCUCUCUGCUGUAUAAAGCAUGUGGUCUAAUGAUGUUGGACAGCUGACAAAUUAACCUUUUUUUUUUUUUUUUUUUUUUUUUUUUUUGUAAUAUUUUCUAUGUGACGUUGACCCCCCCUCCGCAAACAAAAGGCCAUUUCUAAACCGCGGGCGUGAGUUCUGCAGCUAGCACGAGGUGUUAGGCUGACUGCCCAGCAGAGGCUGGGGAGAGCGUGUUCUGAUUCAGCAGCUGGGGGUGCAGGUGGCGGAGGGCACCGACGUGCAGCUCGAGAUCAGGGAGAGUUACUCCAAGAGGGAAGAGAGCUUAGAAAUUCGCAGCAAACCCAGGGAUAGAUGGGCAGGCACCCGCUCUUCGGUCCCCCCUUCGGCAGCGAGGGGGCUUAGGUGGGCUGGCUGGGAGGGCUGGGGUAGCGCCGCUGGGGAGUCCGUCCUCGGGCUGGGUGGAAGUUGCCCAGCCGCGUCGUGCAGGAAAAACUGAACUCACGACCUGCGCAGCGAAGCGCCGAUUCGCAUCAAUUCCAGCAUAAAAUAAUCUGUGUGGCGUUGCUGGGCUCUCCUGCGCUGGCAGGCGUCCGGCUCCCUUCGCUCCCCAGGGCUGCGCUGUUUUCGUUGCCUUUUGUGGCCAGAAACAAGUGAGAGGCCGAGGGGAACCGAGUGAAGAAAAGGGGCGCAAGGCGAGGUUCCGGCCCCUGCAGCUCAGUGUUACUGUACAAGCCAAGGGAGUACAAUAGAAAAAACCCGCCUGUUCUGGACUCCAGAGCAACACGGAUGGGACCUCAUGGAGAUAGCUCUGAUACCUUGUUUUUUAUUUCAUUUCCAACCCCACAACUUCACCGUGAGUUUAUUCAGAAGGACUGGAGGAUUGGGGGCAGCUGGACCCGAGGCUGGCUGCAGCCCAACCUGCUCACCUCUGAUUUUUCUACAGAACUCUUGACACAAGAUCCACUUGGAGCCGCCGACGCUAGCUUGCAUAGUUGAAUUUUACAUGGCAGUGACUUAAUUUUUAAACUUCUGAAGAGUGAGUUCUAGUAUCACUGUCCUUUAGAAGGAGCCCAGUAUUAUCUAGAAUUGUUGGUAACUUUUUUUACUGUUGGUUUUUAGGACAUUUUAAGGUGAAUUUAACGAGAGGAGUUGCAUCGAUGUUUAGGUGAAAAUAAUUUAUUUCAAUAAAACUCUUUGGGAAGCCUUACCUUGCAAUGCUAUUAGUAAACUUCAAAGAAUUUUUUUGAGAUCUUUGGUUUUGCUCAAAGCACAGCUGUUUUGUUUUUACUGUUAAAAAACCCCCAAACAAACCACAAAUAAAAUCUUGGUCAGUGUUGGAAA